Messenger RNA from Solanum stenotomum, 1028 nucleotides. Its product is annotated as transcription factor MYB41-like. Bases 25 to 1026 code for a protein of 333 amino acids. The record is from RefSeq and is a predicted model, not a curated record. NCBI's taxonomy places the organism in Eukaryota, Viridiplantae, Streptophyta, Magnoliopsida, Solanales, Solanaceae. The transcript has 3 exons.
UAAAAGACCAACAAAUAAAAAACAAUGGGAAGAACACCAUCUUCUGAUAAAAAUGGACUGAAGAAAGGUCCAUGGACUCCAGAGGAAGAUCAAAAACUCAUUCAAUAUAUUCAAGUUCAUGGCCCUGGAAAUUGGAGAAACCUCCCCAAGAAUGCUGGACUUCAAAGGUGUGGCAAGAGUUGUCGUCUUAGGUGGACGAAUUAUUUGAGGCCUGAUAUUAGGAGAGGAAGAUUCUCUUUUGAAGAAGAAGAAACUAUUAUCCAACUUCAUAGUGUUCUUGGUAACAAGUGGUCAGCUAUAGCAGCACGCUUGCCUGGAAGAACAGACAAUGAAAUAAAAAACUAUUGGAACACGCAUAUAAGAAAAAGGCUAUUGAGGAUGGGCAUUGAUCCAGUAACUCAUAGCCCUCGUCUUGAUUUCUUAGAUUUAUCAUCACUUUUUAACUCGACUCAACUUAAUCUUUCAAGCUUGCUAGGACUACAAGCACUUGUAAACCCUGAGAUCUUCAAACUUGCAAAUUCCCUUUUACUAUCCCACACUCAUGAAAAUCAAGAACUAUUAUUACAAAAUCAAAACUUUCAAGGACCAGAACUCUUGCUCCAAAAACUUCAACAAAAUCAAUUAUUGCACAAUCAGUCCUCUAUUUCCCAACAUAAUGAUCAAUUGCACAACCAAGUUUCGGAAAUACCAAAUUGCACCCCACAAAAUGUUUCAUCUUCAUCUUCCCAAUCCAUGCAAGGUAUCAUGGGACACUAUAUGAUGAAUAAUGACCAAAUGUUCCAAAAAAAUGUGAUGUUACCUCUUCAAAACUAUAGUUAUUCUACGUCUGAUGUAUCUGAGAACUCAAUAAUUCAGUCCUUAAACAACAACAACAACAACAUCAACAACAAUCAGAAUAGUCUGAAUUUCAGCUUUGAUACGCCUUUGUCAGGCGCGGAAGAAGAAAAAGAGAGUUAUUGCAGUAACUUCAAUAAUUUCAUGAAGUUUGAAAUUCCAGAGAGUUUAAAUUUUGAUGAUUUGUUGUAAUA